AUGCCUGAAACGAGAUAUGUAGUCCCGGAAGAAACGCUGACCAGUGUUUUUUUUGCUGACUCCUCUGCACGGCAUUAUAGCUAUGAAUGCAAAGCAACGGCGCAAGAACGUCCAUAUACGGCUCGGCCGUCAAGAACCCAACAAUUGCGGAACCCUCGGUUGAUGCCCAAGCUCUCAGAGGACGUGCCUACUGAUUUGGAGCGAACGACUGGUGUGGCAGACGAGAUACUUGCAAAACGCGAGGCAGAGCGUGGUCGGAAGAGAGACCAUGAUAAAGAAGACCCCGAAGACCAAUACGGCCAGUCUUCAAAGCGAGCAAGGUCUCUUUCAACCGAUUCGGCAGAUUCGAUUUCAACAAUCUCCACAAAUCGAUCUGCAUCUGCAUCGCCCGAGCGCCGCAGCAGACAUGGUUCACAAGCCAAUGGCCGUCGCAGCUCAGUAUCACCACCCGCGGGUGAAACUCGUAAGAGGAGGUACAGCGAUGCUUCGGAUGGUUCGUCUGCGAAGUCCUACUCCUCGGGUGAUAGGCAACGAUCAAAAUCCAGAUCCCGGGAAUGGACCGGUGACAGGAACAUUCGACGACGACGUCGGGAGAGCAGCCCGGAGGAACGUGGAAGAAACCGUGAUUCAAAGAAACAUGACUCUCGGAAUACCGACCGACGCAGCCAGAGUGUGGACAAGAGUCAAAUCGCAAAAGAGCGCCGUUCUAUGACACCGGAUGCCACCUAUGACCAUUCAGCAAAACGCACAUAUCGAGACCGAGAACCCCUACAAGGCCAUUCGCAGGGCGGACGGUCGAGACAGGACCCCAGGGCUCGUGGAGGGCCGCCCCGAGAACGAAGCAUGAGUCCCUACAGCAAACGCCUUGCUUUGACUCAAUCUAUGAAUCUGGGACGGUAG
This is a messenger RNA of Penicillium cataractarum, 900 nucleotides long. Its product is annotated as zinc finger CCHC-type containing 10. The transcript is spliced from 2 exons. The record is from RefSeq and is a predicted model, not a curated record. Bases 1 to 900 code for a protein of 299 amino acids. Lineage: Eukaryota; Fungi; Ascomycota; Eurotiomycetes; Eurotiales; Aspergillaceae.